ACAAAAGCAGCUGCUCUAAAUAAGCCCAACGCUACUGGAUGAACGCCAGGCUGCUGUCCAAAGUGUCCAGACGCGCUGAGGUUGGCUGGAGCUGUCCGCGGUGCUGAACCUCCACCGCGCAAUCCGCUUAUAACAGCCCGUGAGUCGAGCUCUCUCUGCGUUACUGCCGGAGUUCUGCGCGAUUCACCGGGAAAAACGCGAAUAGCUCAUAUGCUUACAAGACCUUACGGACGUUUUAUUUGACGUUCGAGUGAUUCUCACUGCAUUGUUUAACACAAGGACAAAUUGUAGUGUUUUCCGAGGAGUCUUUUCAGUAUGUGCGUACGGAUCGAGCUCCAAAAGAACUGGCUCUUUCUGCUGCUCAUUCUGACUCUUUCAGUGAUUUACACGCAUUGUCAAGAGGAUGGAACUGUACAAACUCGGAGAGGAGAAGAGUCAGAAUCAGAGAGCGAGUUUGACCCUUUCACCAGCAAACAGGAGCCACCAACUGACGUCCAGCAGCUCACAACAGAUGCGGUACCAAUCCUCCCCAACCUAAGACUGCUCAAAGUCCACUCAGCUCUGCUAACCAAGAGCUUUGAGGGAGAUCAGCAGUUUUUUAAAGAGGCAACGUACACCAUGUCAACAGUCUCUACCUCUACAUCUAACACUGAACAUUCACUUCUGGUGCCUCGGGAGGAUGCAAAAUUCUUCACUGACCUUGCGACCACAUUGACCAUGACUGCGGCAACAUCUGUGGAACAAAGAAGGCCCAGCAAAAGCCGUAGUAGAACAUCAGAGAAGAUGGCAGUCACCUCUCAGCCUCUCACAAACCCCACCAUUCCAAUAAGCACUCCCACAAGCACAGGUCAAAAGACAGCUCUCAACACAACAACAAAGAAAUCUUUUGACAAGGAAAGCACUUUGCCACCACUGUCUCUGUCAACUUCACCUAAGAAAGAACCACGGAGACCGGAGGGGAAAACCACACCAGGAUAUUCCUCUGAGACAUCUCCAGCUCACUGCGAUAUGAACUUCACAGACGCCGAGGGUUAUAUUGAGCUCCCCCCGGAUGUCUCAUUUGAUUCCCACAUUCAUUGCACCUGCCUGGUUACUGUAUAUCUGGGUUAUGGUGUUGAGAUUCAGGUGCUGAACGCAAGUUUGGAUGACGGGAUGGAGGUGGUUCUGGAGGAUCUAGGUGGAUCUGUGGCCUCAAUACUUGCCAACAACUCAGUGUUAUCCAGGGGUCUGGUGCUGCGGAGCUCAAGCAACCAGAUCUCAGUGCAGUUCAGCAGUGAAUGGCCCGCUCAGCCUGGCUUAUUACUUCUGCGGUAUAGAGCAUUUGCUCUGAGUUGUGCAUCCCUGCAGGCCCCUGAAAAUGGUGAAGUAUCAGUCACUGGUCUUCAGGUGGAGGGCGUGGCCUAUUUCUCCUGUCUGAUUGGCUAUCAGAUCCAGGGCCCCUCCUCUCUCACAUGCCGAAAUGCCACCACACCAUAUUGGAGUGGCAGAGAGCCCAGGUGUCAAGUUGCUUGUGGGGGGAUGAUGAGAAAUGCCACUCAGGGUCGUAUCGUCUCUCCGGGGUUUCCAGGAAAUUACAGCAACAAUCUGACAUGUCACUGGGUACUGGAGGCCCCUGAGGGCCAUCAGCUCCAUGUUCACUUUGAGAAAGUGGCACUGGCUGAGGAUGAUGACAGGCUCCUCAUAAAGGAUGGGAGUAACAUUGACUCUCUGCCCCUGUAUGACUCAUAUGCAGUCGAGUAUCUGCCCACUGAGGGGGUCACCAGCACCGGCAGGCAUCUGUUUGUGGAAUUCACCAGUGAUGAGACAGGCACAUGCACUGGUGCUGCCAUUCGAUAUGAAGCAUUUGCUGAGGGUAGCUGUUAUGAGCCCUUUGUGAAGUAUGGAAAUUUCUCCACAAGUGAUCCUGCGUUUGGAGUUGGUUCUGUGGUGGAGUUCACCUGUGAGCCUGGUUAUACACUGGAGCAGGGCGCUGUUAUUUUAGAGUGCAUAAAUGAUGAAAAUCCACAAUGGAAUGAGACGGAACCAGCCUGCCGAGCGGUGUGCAGUGGAGAAAUAACAGAUUCAGCAGGUGUGGUGCUUUCUCCAAACUGGCCUGAAGAAUAUGACAAAGGCCAGGAUUGUAUCUGGGGUCUACAUGUGGAGGAGGACAAGAGAUUUAUGCUGGAUGUCCAGGUUCUUCGUUUGGGGAAGAAUGACCUGCUGACCUUUUAUGAUGGUGAUGACCUCACAGCUAACAUCCUGGGCCAGUACAGCGGUUUCCUUCCUCGAUUUAGACUCUACACCUCUACAGCUGAUGUGACCAUCCAGUUUCAAUCUGAUCCAGCCUCUAACGUCUACGGAUACAACAAUGGCUUUGUAGUGCAUUUUUUUGAAGUGCCACGUAACGACACCUGUGCAGAGCUGCCAGAAAUCCUUAAUGGCUGGAAGAGCACGUCUCAUCCCGACCUGACCCAUGGCACUGUUAUUACCUACCAGUGUUACCCAGGCUUCCGUCUGCAGGGUUCAGAGAUCCUGAUGUGCCAGUGGGAUCUGACUUGGAGUGGAGACGUCCCCAUCUGUGAGAAAAUUAUGUCAUGUGAGGAUCCAGGACUAGUGGACAACAGCAGGAGACUGGUGACCGGCUCUCGUUUCUCUGUGGGAUCGUCCGUGGAGUACAUUUGCAACAAAGGAUACUCACUUUCUGGCCCAGGAGUGCUCACUUGCUACAGCAGAGAUACUGCAGCCCCAAAGUGGAGUGAAAGACUGCCCAAAUGUGUCCCUGAAAGAUAUGAACCCUGCAGUAACCCUGGCGCCCCCUCCACGGCCAUCCAAAGUUCAGAGAAAGCGUUCUUCCAGGCAGGAGAGACUCUGAGCUUCACCUGCCGUGCAGGUUAUGUGCUUCAGGGUGAACCCACUAUCCACUGCCUCCCUGGACAUCCCUCUCAAUGGAGCGGAGCGCCCCCUAUGUGCAGAGCUUCCACAAGAAGCAAUGAGGAACACAGAUUGAACGCUGCUGAUUCAGAGUUUGAUGUAGAGGACGUCAACAUCGCUAUCGCAGUUCUGAUUCCUGUAGCGGCGGUGCUGAUGCUCCUCUUGGUCAUUUUCCUCUGCAUCUCAAUAGCUCAAAGCAAGACUUUUCAGCUCCCUGGGGCGUCAUCGCCACCGUAUGACAACAUGACAGAAGAAUCUGCAUUUGACAACCCUGUUUAUGAGACGGGAGUAAGUAUGGACGCCAUGAACCUCAGAGACGUGGGCUCUCACAACACCAUCGUCCUGUCCUGAUCAACCCUGCCUGCCAUUCUGUCAUUCCACCUGUCAUCUAUGACUCUGAACUGGUCUGCAGAACAAAUAGUGCAAAUAAAUAGAGUGAAAUGGCUAAACAGCAAACAGAGGAAUAUGCUUUUAUUUUAAAUAAUGUAGCAGUAUUAGUAACACGUAAUGGCGCUACUAAAAAAUUGAGGACCAGAUAUAUCAUAAAAUUUCAUAAUUUAAUGAGCUUAAUGUUACAUCAACAAACUCUUAAGAAAUUCAUUUGAAUGUUUUUAACAAUAUUUCAAAAUAAACAAAUUUUCAAACAAGGGUUAGAAAGAAUAUGUCAGGUUGCAGUGGAGAAGGAAAGAUGCUGGUCCCUUAUGAAAACAUUCAUUUUAGAUGUAAAAACCCAUUUAGGCUCGAGGCUGUGGGUCACUGAUAUCUAGAACUCAGCAGAUGGUGUGUGUAUGUGUGUGUGUCUCAAUUUGCCCUCAUCAUGUUCUCAUAUUGGAUGUUCUUACUAAUAAUUGAGUACCUCAUAUUGACCAAAAAUGCAUCUCCUUAUCAAGUAUGUCAUUCACCGUUAUCUACUGAAUGUGAAAGGUUCUGUCUAAAUUCCAUUAAAUGAUCACAAAUGUUAAUGUUUAUUUAUAUUGCCUUUAUUUGAUUGGAUUUUUUCAUGACUCUCGCAGGACUCAUUAUUGUGUUUCAAGUCGUUUAUUCAUGUCAUUCAUAAUUUAUGUUUCAUGUUUUCAUAAAUUUCCUCUCUUGAUUCAAAUGACAAUAAAAGCUUUUGAAUUUGCUUGCACAUUAUACAUUCAUAAACUUAAAUACCUUUCUAAAAUGUUGAUUUAUUUUUUAUUUGAACGAAGGUGAUACUUCUAUUCAGAAUGGAUGCAUUCAAUUGAUCAAAAUUGACAGAAAAGUCAUUUGCAAAAUGUUACAAAAAUGCAUAAC
This is a messenger RNA of Sinocyclocheilus anshuiensis, 4188 nucleotides long. RefSeq names its product seizure protein 6-like. The record is from RefSeq and is a predicted model, not a curated record. Lineage: Eukaryota; Metazoa; Chordata; Actinopteri; Cypriniformes; Cyprinidae. The transcript is spliced from 16 exons. Bases 316 to 3261 code for a protein of 981 amino acids.